Messenger RNA from Anas platyrhynchos (mallard), 777 nucleotides. RefSeq names its product mitochondrial ribosomal protein S26 (gene MRPS26). Lineage: Eukaryota; Metazoa; Chordata; Aves; Anseriformes; Anatidae. The record is from RefSeq and is a predicted model, not a curated record. Gene Ontology annotation, cellular component: mitochondrial small ribosomal subunit.
CGUCACAUCCGUCCCCUCCCUCCCGCCGCCAUGUUGCGGGCGCUGAGGCGCUGCCGGCCGGGGGCGGCGGCGGCGGCCGCGCUCGGCCCCGGGGCCGGCUCCGGGCCCGGUUUCGGCCUCGGCCUCGCCUGGAGCCCGCGCUUGGUGCCGGCCCGGGGCCGCAAGACCCGGCACGACCCCCCCGCCAAGGCCAAGGCGGCCCGCGUCAAGGUGCCGCCGCCCGUCGACCCCGCCGAGCUCGCCGUGGUCACAGAGCGCUACCGGCAGCACCGCGCCGUGCUCGGGGCGCUCCGCUGCAUGUUCAGGGCCGAGGUGCUGCAGCGGCAGCGUGGAGCGCAGCAGCAGGAGGACUCGGUGGCGCUGCGGGAGGAGCACCGGCUGCUCAUGGCCUGGAACGAGGCCGAGAACGCCCGGCAGCGAGCCCGCAGAGAGGAAAGGGCGCGGAGGGAAGCGGAGGAGCAGCAGAGGCAGAAGCUGCAGGCGGCGGAGAACAAAGCCAGGCAGCUGGAGGCCGCCCUGCGCCGCAAGGAGAGCGCCGUGCUCCGCCUGCAGGAGGAAGCCAAAUCGUUCCUCACCCCCGAGAACCUGGAGGCGCGCAUCGAGGAGUGCCUGGACAACCCCCGCAGCUACAACUUCGCCAUCGACAGGGAGGGCCGCGUGGCCAGGCGCACCCCGCUGUCCUAACGGGGCGUCGGGACGGGAUCCUCAACCUCUCCCCGCUCCCGCUGCCCCAGUCGGGAACGGAAUCGUUGGACAAACUGGGGUCUGGGGAAAAAG